UGACCACCUGAUACAGACUGAUUCCGUAGUCACAUGCACAUGCUCAGAUUGGUGUGUAUUGCUAUUGGGAGUGUAUGUGAUCAGCACAGGGCCAAUCAGCACUGUUCAGGCAGAGGGUCAAGGGUUUCACAUCCUCCUACAGCAGAAAGAAAACUCCUCCUACAAGCUUUAACCAGUGCUCUGCUGGACAUUGAUAGAAGUCACAAGACUGCUCUAUAAUACUGAUGAGAAAAGGUAUUUAGCAGUUUAAAUUUACUAA
Molecule: messenger RNA, 259 nt
Organism: Staurois parvus
Lineage: Eukaryota; Metazoa; Chordata; Amphibia; Anura; Ranidae
Source: the annotation of a GenBank genome assembly